Rotaria socialis is the source of this 849-nucleotide messenger RNA. Lineage: Eukaryota; Metazoa; Rotifera; Eurotatoria; Philodinida; Philodinidae. The record is from the annotation of a GenBank genome assembly.
AUGAAUAAUGCAAACAAAGAAUUAAUGUUAUCUAUCAAUGAUAAAAGCAAAUUAUUGUUCAAACAUAUUGAAUUAAUAAAAAAGAGUUCGCUACAUUGGGAAAUAAUAUUCAAUCGAACGGAUAAAUAUAAUGCCAUAACAAAUGAAAUGUAUGAACGUAUUACAGAAAUAUUCGAUGAAGCAGCAAAAGACAAAGAAUUAAUUCUUCUUUCAAUAACUGGAAAAGGAAAAUUUUAUUCAGCUGGAACUGAUUUAACUAAUUCUGCUGAAUCAUUUACAUCAUCAACAACUGAUAUUGAAACAAUAAUUAAACAAGGGAAAAAUCGUUUACAAAAAUUUAUUGAUAGUAUAAUAAAUUUUCCAAAAAUUUUAAUUGCUUUUGUCAAUGGACCAGCUAUUGGCAUAUCAGUAUCAACAUUAGGCUUAUUUGAUGGAGUUUAUGCAUCAUCUUGUGCAACAUUUUCUUUACCAUUUACGCGUACAGCACAAUCAGCUGAAGGUUGUUCUUCAUUUGUUUUCCCGAAUCUAAUGGGUUCAAUUCAUGCGAAGGAAAUUCUUUUAUUUGAUCGACAAUUAACAGCUGAAGAAGCUCAACAAAGAGGUUUAGUUACAAGAGUUAUCGAUGAUAAUCUAUUUGAAAAUGAAAAAGAAAAUAUUUGCAAACAUAUUUUAUCAUUACCUAAAGGAAGUUUGUUAGCAAGUAAAGCAUUGAUGCAGCGAUGGAAUAUUGAUACGCUGAAAAUCGUUAGUAAAAAAGAAAUCGAUACUUUAGAACAACGUUGGUUAACUGAAGAAUUUGCAGAAGCUAUUUUCACAUUUAUCAAUAGAAGAAAAAAAUCAAAUUUAUAA